AUGCUCAAGCAGAGGAUACCGCCAUCAACACGGCACCAAGCUCGACGCUUCCAACAACGUCAUUCCCUCGCUCAGGCCGCCUACACCUCCUCCGCCUCACCCUCCUCCUCCUCCUCCUCCGCGUCCAAGCCCCGCAUCAUCCUCGGCAUCGAAAGCUCCUGCGACGACUCGUGCGCCUCGGUCGUCACAUCCGACAAACGCAUCCUCUCGUCCAUCGUCACGCGCCAGGACCACUCGCACACCCACGGCAUCCACCCGCUCGUCGCCGCGCUCAACCACCACUCCAACAUCCCCACCACCAUCGCAUCCGCACUCGCCCACGCCAACCUCACCCACACCGACAUCGAUGCCGUCGCCGUAACCCAGGGUCCGGGAAUGAACAGCAGCCUCGGCGUCGGCCUCACCGCCGCAAAGACGCUCGCCGCCCUGCUCGACAAGCCCAUCAUCUACGUACACCACAUGCAGGCGCACGCGCUCACACCGCUCCUCACCGAGCAGAUCCCGCCGCGCUUUCCCUUUCUCACCCUCCUCGUCUCGGGCGGUCACACCCUCCUCGUACUAGCGAGAGGCGUAUCCGAGUUUCAGAUCCUCGCCACCACCACCGACGACUCCAUCGGCGACGCCUUCGACAAGGUGGCGCGCGACCUCGCCAUACCCUGGGCGCACGCACCCGGCGCAGCCCUCGAGAGCUUCUGCGCACAGUCGAGCGACGCCGCACAGCCAGACGCCCUCUCGUUUCCCGUGCCGCAAAAGGGCAAGACUUCAUUCUCCUAUUCGGGCCUCAAGUCGGCCGUGACGCGCCACGUCCAGCACCAAGGUGGUCCCUCGGCCAUGACCGACGAGCAGCGUCGUCAAGUCGCCCAGGCGUUCCAGGCGGCAGCAUGCGCACAGCUCGAGGACAAACUCGCAAUGGCACUACGCCCCACGACGGCGACGACGGGGGCGGCAUCGAGACGCGUUCCGCCCCGCAUCGACAUGGGUGUCGAUCCGCUCUCGAUCAAAUCAGUCGUCUGCAGCGGUGGCGUGGCGGCCAACGCAUUCCUUCGUACCAGGCUCCGCACCGCGCUCGAUGGGAUAGACCGACGCGACGUGCAGCUCAGUUUCCCACCCCUCGCACUGUGCACCGACAACGCGGCAAUGAUUGCCUUUGCCGGCCAUCUCCUCUGGCACCAGCGCACAAACGACUAUACCCGCAACUCGAGGGCCAAGUGGAGCGUCGAGGACAUCUGA
Pseudozyma flocculosa PF-1 is the source of this 1230-nucleotide messenger RNA. RefSeq lists its product as uncharacterized. The transcript is spliced from 5 exons. Gene Ontology annotation, cellular component: mitochondrion. The record is from RefSeq and is a predicted model, not a curated record. NCBI's taxonomy places the organism in Eukaryota, Fungi, Basidiomycota, Ustilaginomycetes, Ustilaginales, Ustilaginaceae. Bases 1 to 1230 code for a protein of 409 amino acids. Gene Ontology annotation, biological process: mitochondrial tRNA threonylcarbamoyladenosine modification.